Molecule: messenger RNA, 861 nt
Organism: Acaulospora morrowiae
Lineage: Eukaryota; Fungi; Glomeromycota; Glomeromycetes; Diversisporales; Acaulosporaceae
Source: the annotation of a GenBank genome assembly
AUGCCGACGACUCAGCUUCAGUUGCGCAAAGAGCUCCUUAUCCGAGCCAGGGAUUGCUUACUUGCGGUUCAACAAGAUGAAAAAAUGGAGGCGAGUGAGGAUAUGGAGCCAAUAAUUAUCGCUGAAAAUGUGACACUCGAAGCCUACAUCAAGUUUUGUAAAACUGAGCGAAAGCUUCCUGUCAGCAUUCGUUUCAUCGAUGGAAAAGUCAUAGCUUAUGAAGUGCCUCUCUCGGAGCAUGGAAAGGUAUCGGACAUGAUCUCUUUCUUGAUCCGUACCUGGAAUCGAGAGGAUCUUAUUGUAUCUCAAAAUAGUUAUUUAACUGCUGAUGCUACCAUCCGACCACCAGACCUUCCUCCAUCCCCAGCUGGUCAGCAACCUAACUCAAGUGGGGGAGCAUAUCCAACAAUGGUUGUUGAAGUUGGCAACAGCGAAUCUCUUCCUAGUUUACAUAGUCUUUCGACAUAUUAUUUUUCUCCACGAACGACUAUUCAAAUUUACCUUGCAAUCAAACUGUUUCCCAUUCAUCAGGACGGUACAAGGGCAAUGCUUGCACUGCACUACCUACGUACAAACCAAAAUAAAAUGAUGCCAGACGUUGUAAUAUCUUUUGGAACGGCGCCUCUCCAUCAUAGUACAAUGGAUUUUCUUUUAAAUGACGUGGGCGUUCCAUCUGUUAAAAUUACUGGUGUCGGGUUUACAGAAACUACUUGCAACGCUCCUGGUAUUACAAAUUAUCAAUUACAUAUUCCUGCUGUUGAACUUUUCAGCGGUUCUCCUAGUGGCGUCCCUGUUAGAGCAAUUAAUGGGUUUUAUUUGGACUUAUGGAAAUUACAAGAUGUAGUAUUGAAUGUAAACUAA